Molecule: messenger RNA, 3717 nt
Organism: Oncorhynchus masou masou (cherry salmon)
Lineage: Eukaryota; Metazoa; Chordata; Actinopteri; Salmoniformes; Salmonidae
Gene: rnf40
Product: ring finger protein 40
Exons: 20
Coding region: 510-3425 (971 amino acids)
Cellular component (GO): HULC complex; nucleus
Molecular function (GO): metal ion binding; ubiquitin protein ligase activity
Source: RefSeq, a predicted model, not a curated record
GACUAUGUUUUACAAAUAUUUUUUUUGCUGGUGAAGGUUUGUGAUAGUUGGUAGUGAUCUUUAAAUAAAAACGUGUGAUUGCAUGUAGUAAACAUUUCAAAGUGAUUCGAGUGCAUAGGCCGUAUAACUCUAAUCUGCUUGCCGGGUAACGUUAGCAUUCAUUACAAUUAGCAUUAGCCUGUUAGCUAGCUAGAUUCUUUCAAACGUUAGUUAUACUAGCUAGUAAAAUAUACACUGUAUAAAAAUGUAUGUGGACACCCAUUCAAAUUAGUGGGUUCGGCUAUUUCAGCCACACCCGUUGCUAAUUCGGCUGUUUCAGCCACACCGGUGUAUAAAAUCGAGAACAUAGCCAUAUAUUCUUCAUAGACAAACAUUGGCAGUAGAAUGGCCUUACUGAAGAGCUCAGUGACUUUCAAUGUGGCACCGUCAUAGGAUCCCACCUUUCCUUCAAGUCUGUUAGUCAUUUUUUUUGCACUGCUAGAACUACCCUGGUCAACUAAGCAGCAACCAUGUCUGGCACCGGGGGAGGGAAGCGAGCCUCAGGUGGGGACAGCUCCCCUGGUCCACCUGAGAAGAAGUGUAAAAAAGAGGAAAAGACCACCACCACUCUCAUUGAGCCCAUACGCAUUGGGGGAGUGUCCUCUACGGAGGAGAUGGACAUGAAGGUGAUCCAGUUUAAGAACAAAAAGCUGAGUGAGCGUCUGGAGCAGAGGCAGACUAUGGAGGAUGAGCUGCGGGAGAAGAUCGAGAAGCUGGAAAAGCGACAAGCUACUGACGAUACCACACUGCUCAUUGUGAAUCGCUACUGGUCCCAGUUGGAAGAAAAUGUUCACGUCCUGCGCCAACGCAUUGACCCCACGGUGGUCCCGGCACCCCCCGCUACUCCUGUUUCUACCCCUACCCCGAUGGAUUCGGAUGGCAUGAUGAUCCCACCACCACCCCCUCCCUCAGCCCCACUCCCAGUGCCAGAACACGAGGAGAAACAGCCUCCACCACCCGACGGUAUGGAGAUAGCUCGUGAACCACAACAGGACUCGACAACCGCCCCUCCGCCCACUACUACCCUCAGUGAGAGUACCAAAGCCUUCCUCUCCACUUUGGACAACAGCAGUGAGGAGGAGCUCAGCCUGCAGCUGCGGGACAGGAUGCAGUUCAGCAAGGAGGCCGCUGCCUGCAUGGUCUGCGUCUUCGACAGGCUGCACAGCCGCAUCGACGGCCUAUGCACCCAGAUCCUGUCCUCGGCGUGUGAGGAUGACAGCCAGGAAGAGAUGCUCCGUCUGAAUCGUACUCUGCUCGAGGAGAAUGGCAGACUGCAAGACCUGGCCUCCUCCCUGCAGGGCAGACACCACAAGAUGUCUAUGGAGUACAACGAGCUUGUGGAUAAGGUGACAAGCUCGGAGACCAAGGUUUCUGAGAUGGAGACUGCUGUGGAGGAUCUACAGUGGGACAUCGAGAAGCUCCGUAAGAGGGAACAGAAGCUCAACAAGCAUCUGGCUGAGGCAUUGGAGCAGUUGACCUCGGGCUACUACACCACUGGCAGCUCAGGGGGGCUACCCGGGGGCCAGAUCACCCUCAAUAUACAGAAGUUUGAGAGCCUGAAUGCAGAGUUGGAGCAGAACCAGGAGCUGGCCAACAACCGCAUGGCAGAUUUGGAGAAACUACAGCAGGAGCUCCAGGAGGCUGUCAGGGAGAGCGAGAAACUCAAGUUGGACCUGAAAAAUAUUCCAGAGGAUGUGGUGAAAGAGACCGCGGACUACAAGUGCCUGCAGUCCCAAUUCUCCCUGCUCUACAACGAGUCUUUGGGGGUGAAGACCCAGCUGGAUGAGGCCCGGGCCCUGCUCCUCACCGCAAAGAACGCCCACCUCCGACAGAUAGAGCACAUGGAGAGUGACGAGCUGUCCCUACAGAAGAAGCUCCGCACAGAGGUCAUCCAGCUGGAAGACACGCUGGCCCAGGUGCGCAAGGAGUACGAGAUGCUGCGCAUCGAGUUUGAGCAGAACCUGGCGGCCAACGAGCAAGCAGGCCCAAUCAACAGAGAGAUGCGCCACCUCAUCAGCAGCCUCCAGAACCACAACCACCAGCUGAAAGGUGACGUGCAGCGUUACAAGCGGAAGCUCCGAGAAACACAGAUGGAGAUCAACAAGUUGCGGUGUCAGAGUGGUGACACUGGGCUUCUGUCAUUGGAGGAGCCGGUGAGCGACAGCCUGGAGGUGAAGAAAGAGGAGGAUGAAGACCAAGAGGAGGAGAGGAGGAGGGAGCUGGAGAGACAGCGGGCCCGGGAGAGGGAGAGGGAGACUGAGAGGGAACGAGAGAGGGAGCGAGAAAGAGAGCGACAGCGCAGCGAGGAGUUGAAGAGGAAAGAUUCGGACACCCUGAAGAUGCUGAGGGCGGAACUUAAGAAAGCCCAGGAGUCUCAGAAGGAGAUGAAACUACUUUUGGACAUGUACAAAUCAGCUCCCAAAGAGCAGAGGGACAAAGUGCAGCUUAUGGCAGCAGAGCGCAAGUCUAAAGCCGAGGUGGAUGAGUUGCGGGUGCGUGUCCGAGAGCUGGAGGAGAGGGAGAGGAAGGAGAGCAAGAAGCUGGCUGAUGAGGAUGCUCUCAGGAAGAUCCGUGUGGCAGAGGAGACAAUCGACCAUCUACAGAAGAAGCUCACUGCCACCAAACAAGAGGAGGAGGCCCUACUGAGUGAGAUGGACGUGACGGGCCAGGCCUUUGAGGACAUGCAGGAGCAGAACAGCCGGCUGAUGCAGCAGCUGAGGGAGAAGGACGACGCCAACUUCAAGCUGAUGUCGGAACGCAUCAAGUCCAACCAGAUCUACAAGCUGCUGAGGGAGGAGAAGGAGGAGCUGGCUGACCAGGUGCUCACCUUCAAGACCCAGGUGGAAGCCCAGUUAUUGGUUGUACAGAAGCUGGAGGAGAAAGAGGGCAUCCUCCAGAGCUCACUGACCAAUCUGGAGAAAGAGUUAGGAGUUCGCAUACAAGCACUAGAACUCAACAAGAGGAAGGCGGUGGAGGCAGCCCAGCUGGCUGAGGACCUUAAGGUGCAGCUGGAUCACACCCAGUCCAAGCUGAGGAAGAUCCAGGUAUCUGUGUCUGAGAACCGCAACGCCAGAGAGCGGGAGUUGGGCAACCUCAAAAGAGCGCAGGAGGACCUGUCCAGGCUACGACGAAAGCUGGAGAAGCAGAAGAAAGUGGAGGUGUACACUGAUGCUGAUGAGAUCCUGCAGGAGGAGAUCAACCAGUAUAAGGCGAAGCUGCGUUGUCCGUGCUGCAACACCCGCGACAAGGAGACGGUGCUCACCAAGUGUUUCCACGUUUUCUGCUACGAGUGUCUGAAGACGCGCUACGACACCCGACAAAGGAAGUGCCCCAAGUGCAACUGUGCCUUCGGGGCCAACGACUUCCACCGCAUCUACAUCACCUAACUGCAGAGGAAAAGAAGAGGACAGGGAUAAGGGAGGGGAGGAAGAAAAGAAAAAAUGGAUGGAAGUGAGUGUGGUUGGAGAGCUUAGUUUUGUCUUUCUCGAAGGACUUUCUUAUAUUACGUCAUUGCCGGUUGGUGCUAGUGACCAAACAGAUAGUUGUGACUGAGUGAGUCUAAAAACCGAAGUGCACAUACCAAGGUAUUCAUACUUCUGGAUACUGUUUUUGUUUUUCUGUCACAUCUUUGUUUUUGGAUCAAGUCUUGCCCAUGUGGUAAUUAAAUAUUUAACUAGG